Capronia coronata CBS 617.96 is the source of this 1167-nucleotide messenger RNA. RefSeq lists its product as uncharacterized. The record is from RefSeq and is a predicted model, not a curated record. Bases 1 to 1167 code for a protein of 388 amino acids. NCBI's taxonomy places the organism in Eukaryota, Fungi, Ascomycota, Eurotiomycetes, Chaetothyriales, Herpotrichiellaceae. The transcript has a single exon.
AUGACAUCCUUGAUCUUCGGCUCAAUAUGGCUGGGCCACAAAGGCCUAGUCAAGUACAAACGGGAUAAGCAGCGGCAGAAAAACUAUGAGCGCUGGGAAGGCCUGCGCGACGAUUAUGACGAGCAGAGGAAGAUCACCCGGGAGGCCAAGUCACUGGAGAUCCAACGCACCGGGGCCAGCUACGUGGAUCCGGACGCCGACCGACCGAUCCUCACGCUCCGAGACCAACAAGAGGCCAACGAUGCUCGCACCAGCUGGCGUCCUCAGGAAGCUUGGGAUGGACCCAUCUCCCCCGUGGCCCAACGGACCAGCGUCGAAGUCAUUGCAGGAUCCGGCCUGAGGCCGGUGGUCAGGCACAAAACCGGAUCGACGUGGGACGAGGAUCUGCCGCAACCUCUCCGCGUCAGCCGACGGACCUUCGAUGGCCAACAGACCCCCAACAUGAGUGCGGACGUGAGCAGGAGCGGAAGUGUCAGGACCGCCAGCAACAACAACGCCGCCGCCGCCGCCAGUGGAAUGUAUUCGCCGGGAGACCGGAGCAGAAGCAACACGCCGUCCCUGUCUCAGAGGACCUCACCUCGCCCGAACUCGGUGUUGCCGACCAGCAGCAACGUACGCUCUCAUUCCAGAAGUGUGAGCGUGCCCACAAAUCUGCUGCUGGAGAGCAUCGAGCCGCUCGAGAGUACGAUUCCGGGCGGGAAAAUGGCCGAGCUGAUCGAACUGGGCAAUUCGCGACAACAACAACAACAACAACAACAACAACCCUCGCCGUUCAACAGUCCACCUCUGCAACCGUACAACAACCCGCCACCUCCACCACAGCAACUACAACCGUUGUAUACCAGCUAUCAGACCAGCAACCCUUUCAUGACCCAGCAAAACACGAUUGCACCACAACAACCCCUGCCUCAGCCGCUGGUUCAGUCUGUCAGUCAGCAGCAGCAGCCUCCUCAACCUCUCCCUCUCUCGCCCACUUUCCCACCGUCCAACUCCCAAACAAUGUCUCCCACUUUCCCGCCUCCCAUGUCUCCACCCAUGCUGCCAACUGGCUAUCCAGCACCUAUAUCGCAACCGCAACCGCAACCGCAAGCCAAUUCUCAACCUUUCGGCACUGGUCCUGCCCAGCCUGUCGCACAGGGCAUGGAAGAAUGGUGGAACCGUCCGUGA